Messenger RNA from Morchella sextelata, 828 nucleotides. RefSeq lists its product as uncharacterized. The transcript has 4 exons. NCBI's taxonomy places the organism in Eukaryota, Fungi, Ascomycota, Pezizomycetes, Pezizales, Morchellaceae. The record is from RefSeq and is a predicted model, not a curated record. Bases 1 to 828 code for a protein of 275 amino acids.
AUGGUGCAACCGAUCUUAGCCCCGACACGCCCUGACUGGGACAAACCCAAUGUGCCAACACCAGCAGAGUGGGAGAAAGUUAAGGAGAUUUUCACAAAAUACUAUCUCAACAUCGAUAAUACCUACGGACAACUUACUCUCAAUGAGAUCCGCAAGAUUAUGGCUGAGAAUCAUCAGUUCAACGCAAACGAAGCCCAAUACAAAAAUAAGAUCAGCAAGUGGAAACUCGGCAGAAAUCUCGACAAGAAUACAGUCAAGAACUUGGCACGAAUACAAGACAAACGAGCACAGAGCGGUGGGGAAAAGACAGCUUUCAAGUUCCAUGGAAUACCCGUCUCGGAAGAUAAAUUAGAACGCUCGCGUAAACGUCUGGGAUUAGCCCAACCGGUUGCAACUGAUCCAGAGCUAUCAGUUACGCCGCCUACCAUAAGCUACUCUACCCCAACUUUACAGAGUGAUUUUACUAUGGAUGAUGUCUCGGCCGAAGUUGACGUUCCGGGCGUCAACGGGAUAACUGUAGCUAUAAACGAUAUAGCUACAGGUAUACACGAGAUAUCUGCAGCUACACACGAGAUAUCUGCAGCUAUAAACGAGAUAGCUGCAGCUGCGAACGAUGAACUUUUCAAUUCAAAUUCAGUUGAUAUCGAUGGAUUGGAUGAAAAAAUCAGUUCGGAAAUCAUAUUUGUUGAGGAACCAAUUAUGUUCUCAAACGAUCCUAUUAUCACAUCCGAUCCGAUUAACAUGGACAUUAUAUGUAUUGAUUCUGAGAAAGAGCAUUUCUCGGUGUUUGUGGAAUUUCCCUGGCGCACGGCCUCCUAUGAGUUUUGA